GCUUCCUGAAGUCUUGAGCCUGCAAACACUCCAGUGCUGAUCUGUUUCAGCAGUAUAGAGUGAAGACCACAGAGGAAAAGAAGUUAAAAUUCAGGGAGGAAAUUUCAGACCAAGACUAAAACAUCACAUUAAGAAAAAUCUUUUAAAGGCAGAUGAUGAAAGUGUAAAGAAAAUCAGGAUCAGAGAGGAUCUAUAAAGCCGGUUUAAAAUAAAGAAUGGGCUCCCCGGUGAGCAGUGCUUUCCUCUUAACCUCCCUGCUGGCUUUGCUUUUUGGAUGUUCUUCAGUCUUGGCCCAGACCCUGAGACAAAGAGAUGCACUCUGUAACACAGAUGGCUGCUUUGUUGUCUAUUUUCAACCCAAAACCUUUUUGGAGUCAUGGAGGGCCUGCAAAGAAAAAGGUGGCGACCUGGCCACCAUCAAGCGGAAGGUGGACGCAGCCGCUAUUGCCACUCUCUUUUCCACUGUGGAUCUGCGCCACUCACGCACUACUGUCCAAGUAUGGAUUGGCCUUGAGCGCCAGCCUCGCCAGUGCACUACCACGCGCCCGCUGCGAGGUUUCUCUUGGACUAUUGGUGACCAGGACACAGAGUACACCGACUGGCAGAACCCGGACUCCGCUGACUCGUGUUCAGUGCCUCGCUGUGUGUUUAUGGGCUACAGCACUGAAGACCAGGAUCAUAAUUUUAAAUGGAUAGACAGUGCUUGUGCAGUCUCUGCAGAUGGGUAUCUGUGCCAUUAUGCCUACGCAGGCAUGUGCCCUCCCCUGUGGAGUGAGGGAGAAGGCAAUGUUACCUACACCACACCGUUUAACCUUCUGAGCGCACUGCUGACUCAUGUACCCGUUGGAUCUGUUGCUACCGUACGCUGUCCUUCAGGCGCCAAAGAAGAGGUUUCAUGUAUGACGAGGGAAGAUGGCUCAGUGGGAUGGACCAAAGAAACUCCUCUUUGUUCUCAUUCCUCUAUAUCACACGACCUAUGUGACCAGGAUAAUGGUGGAUGUGGGCAUUUCUGCAUGGCAGCUGGUGCUCAUGUCUACUGUGAAUGUGCUGAUGGAUACACGCUUGCACCAGAUGAACGCACUUGCCUCGAUGUAGACGAGUGCCUCGGAGGUCCUUGUGAGCAGAUCUGUGUGAACACCGUGGGGACAUUUGAAUGUCAGUGUCACGAGGGCUAUGAUAUAAACGAUGGGGGUGAGUGUGAGGAUAUUGACGAGUGUAUAAAUGACCCAUGUGAACAUGCUUGUGAGAACACCCCAGGCUCUCAUAUCUGCCACUGCCAUCUGGGCUAUUCCUUAGUGCCUGAGCAUCCCAGGCAAUGCCAGGAUAUCAAUGAGUGCGAGAUUCCUGGAACAUGCGAGCAGAUGUGUGUGAAUUAUGAAGGCGGUUUUGAGUGCUAUUGCAGUGAAGGCUUUGAACUCAUGUCUGAUAACUAUUCAUGUGAGAAGAGAGAGGAAGCAGACGACCAAUAUGCUGUCACUCCUCCUUCUCUUUGGGUCACAGGCCAGGCUGGACCUCUGUGGGACUAUGGCUGGAUCCCAGAGCAGCGCCACACUGACUGGCCUACACAGGAGGAGGAGUCUCUGGACUGGCUGACAGAGUCCACCAGAGUUUUGAAUUCUGAUGUAAUUUGGGCCACCAGUCCCCCACUGGUGCUGGACCCCCUGACACAGGGAACUGAUAAAGAUGAAGAAGAAGCUGUAGACAGAGCUGACUGGUCAAACGGUGAUCAGAGAUUUCAGACUGAGCUGAAGGUUUUGUCAGCAACUGCCUACAAUACUCCUCAUGUCCUUAGCUCCAGCGCUACCCCAGACCUGUACAAGGAAGAUGAGGGUGAAGCUACUACAGCUCUUCGCUUAUACCCCACCUCAACAGUCUCAGAAGGAGCUUGGAACUGGGGGGCGGAUCUCGUUACUUCAAGCAAGAUUCCACAGGGUUCUGUCACAGACAUGCCUGAAGAGUCCAGUUACCACAAAGAGCCAGAAGGAGAAACACAGACGACUCUCCUCAGGGAAAACUUUCAGUUCACAGAGGCGGAGUUAAGCGAAGAGGAAAUGACCUUUGUGGAAUCUACCCCCAGUCAAAACCUGGCCUUUCCCACCAGGCUGGCUUCUUCCCAGCCGCCCCUAACUGAGGACGAGGAAGGUGACGACAGCUCGGAUUCUGUCCAGACAAAGGGGAGCACUUGGCUCAUGGUGGGACUCUUCAUACCCAUCUGCAUCUUCAUUGCCGUAAUGGUGGCACUCGGUUUUGUCUACUGCAACCGCUAUAGAGUUACGGCACACGAUAAGAAUGCCGCUGACUGCUACCACUGGAUCUCGGGGUCUCAUGAGAAACAGGGAGCUCCUGACCCCUCAGCAGGGGUGCAGAGCUGUGUUUAAAACUGUGAAGACGUUUACAUAAACAAACCCUGUGUCAGAGGGAAAGAAUGGUGACGAAUGCAUCUGGUCCCUCUGACUCUGGGACACAUUUAAAUAACUCUUGAAUCUAAACUCAUAGUGACAGGAGGGAAAGUACAGAGAAAGUCUUUUUGUGAAUAUGUUUUCUAUGUGGUACAGAACACACACACACACACACACACACACACACACACACACACACCGUCCUGAUUAUUGACAUGUUUAUUCGUUUCAGCAUGUCCCAGAUGAAGUAAUUCCUGCUUAUAAAGGUAACAGAGGUCUUUGUUUUGUAAUGGAAUUUGACUCAGUUUCACAUCUCUGCUCAUAACUGUUACCUGUGUUUUAUAAGUGUGGUUGCCUCAGUCAGCAAUGAAUGAAGGGAAACUACAUAAAUGUCCAGAAGGAGACACAAUUUACAGAAAAAUGCUGAACAUAAGUUCGCUGUGUUGGAGCAGAAUUGUGGAGCUGCGAUUGAACAAAACCCUCUUUCAUGCUUGUUUCUUGUUACCAUUUUAAAAAUAUAAUUCUUGUAAUAGUUCAUUGAAAUAAUGUCACACUCCAUAAACCCUGUGACUGUUACACAGAGAGUGGCUGUAGCAGCUGUUUUGUGACACUGGCCUUGUUUGUGGAAUGGCCAUCAGUCACCCUUUGUACUGCUAGUUCCUGAAUGCACUAAAGAAAUCAUUUCUGGCCACCUUGGAUGAAAUCCAGCUGUGUACAGACUGCUUUCAGUGCAGCUGCCGAUGGAGCUUCGAUUUUUAAAUUCCCAAAUGACAUUGAGAUUUCAAGGGAUUUGUAUCCUGCGUUCAAAACUGACUAACACGGGAGGAAAGAAGAUUGUAUAGAGUACUAAAAAUACUAAUAAAGAUAAUAAUAGUAA
This is a messenger RNA of Pundamilia nyererei, 3276 nucleotides long. RefSeq names its product CD248 molecule, endosialin a (gene cd248a). NCBI's taxonomy places the organism in Eukaryota, Metazoa, Chordata, Actinopteri, Cichliformes, Cichlidae. Gene Ontology annotation, biological process: cell migration. Gene Ontology annotation, cellular component: external side of plasma membrane; extracellular matrix. Gene Ontology annotation, molecular function: calcium ion binding; extracellular matrix binding; extracellular matrix protein binding. The record is from RefSeq and is a predicted model, not a curated record. Bases 216 to 2378 code for a protein of 720 amino acids. The transcript has a single exon.